AUGUCUCAUUUUCUCAGGCAGCUCAAGCUAUCCCUCAGAGUAAGCAACUUCAACGCUUCUUCUCGGUGCUUCUCAUCUUCCCCAAUCUAUUAUGUCAGGGGUGCUGAACCUGUUGGAGAUGGAAAUAAGGAAACUAUCAGGAUUCCUUCUCUUAAGGUGCCUAUGGAGUUACUCAAGGACAUGGGAAUCAUAGGAGCAUCCCAUGGCUGGAUAGCUACUAUGAAAAGCGGGGUCGUGUGUCUUCAAGAUGACCUAGAUCUCCCGGAUACAAAACCAAAACGCAUCCCCCUGCCUCCUCUUGUAACUCUGCCUCAUUGCCAAACCCAAAUCGUAACCAACGUAGCCAUGUCAUCUUCUUCUCCUGAUGAUGAAGACUGCAUCGUGGCUGUCAAGUUCUUGGGACCUCAGCUAAGCUUAUGCAGACCUGCUCAGAGAGAUUGCAAGUGGAGCAACAUCAGAAUCUCAGACCCCAGCUUCUUCUCCUCCCAUGUGAUGUACUCCAAGAGAGAUGGAAUGUUCUCAAUGCCGGCUUCUAGAGGCCACUACACUGGAUCAUGGGAUCUUGGAAGACACAUGAAGGAACCAAAGCUGCUGCAGAUGUUGCUUCUUCCUGAAGAAGAUCAAAUUCCAAAAAUGAAAAAGAGGGUGUGGCAACGGUUGGAGUCGUGUUGUACAAAGCAACACUACUUAGUGGAGUCGUUACACACUGAUGAGACUUUUAUGUUGAAGUGGUACACACAAAGCAAACCACCCACUUUGAAUGUGUGGGACCAUUUCCUUGUGUUGAAGAUAGACAAAGAAGGGAACGCUGUUUACACGAAAGAUAUUGGAGAUGUCUGCAUUUUACUUUCCAGGUCUGAACCUAUAUGUAUCCCCGCUAAAUUGAACCGAAGAGUCCAAAACUGCGUCUAUAUGUUGACCGACCACGAGUUUGCCAUUGUCAGUAUCAGCUGUAACCAAAAGUUUGGUGCAACACCUUUCGCUUGCUCCUUACCUUACUAUAUUUCAAAAAAUCUAAUAUAG
This is a messenger RNA of Brassica napus (rape), 1023 nucleotides long. RefSeq lists its product as uncharacterized. The transcript has a single exon. The record is from RefSeq and is a predicted model, not a curated record. The coding region runs from base 1 to 1023 and encodes 340 amino acids. NCBI's taxonomy places the organism in Eukaryota, Viridiplantae, Streptophyta, Magnoliopsida, Brassicales, Brassicaceae.